Coffea eugenioides is the source of this 1371-nucleotide messenger RNA. Its product is annotated as protein XRI1-like. Bases 263 to 1144 code for a protein of 293 amino acids. The record is from RefSeq and is a predicted model, not a curated record. Lineage: Eukaryota; Viridiplantae; Streptophyta; Magnoliopsida; Gentianales; Rubiaceae. Gene Ontology annotation, biological process: female meiotic nuclear division; male meiotic nuclear division. The transcript is spliced from 9 exons.
UUCCCAAAUUAGUGAAAGAUAAUCGCACGAGUAACGGAGUUGGAGUUGCAGUCUCAGCCGUCGUGGUUGCUUCGGUGCCCAGUCCUGUUUAAAAUAAACCAUAUAAAUACCAGUCUUUUUUAGUACAACAAAUAUCCACGGGGGAAAAAAAGGCCCAUAGGCAAAAGAGAGUCGCCACCUCCCAUCUUCCUCCGCCUCCGCCUCCGCCUCCGCACACAUCUCAAGCAUUCCCUUUCUAAGUUAGUGAGGUUUUGAUAGUUCAAUGGAUUAUGAUAUUGAAAACAAUGAAAUGUGGGACUGGCAAGGCACAAAUAUUUGCCUUCAAGAGAAUAUUGAAUCAGCAGGCAUGUCUAAAUGCCUGUGGAGUGAUAUGAAGCAGAAUCAAGAUGUUUCCUACAUAUUCGACAAUGAAAUUACUCCAGUUAAAGACUGUGGAGACUUGGUUUACUACGUCAACAACUAUGAGAUGAGUGAGAAAUUAGAGAAACUUGAGGAGCCUUCUUCGCAAGUAAAGAGGCGUCGAAUGCUGCAGUUUGACUCUGAAGGUCUGAAUACACCAUUUUGCAAUGAAGAUACAUCAUCUUCAUACCUAAGAUCAAAGGAUAAAGAGAAUUCUGCUGAAGAGGCUGUGUCAGAAAAGUCACAUUUGGUUUCUGGAUAUGCAGAUGAUACAUCUGAAUCCGCUUUUGAGGCCUUAGAUCAAUCAUCUGAAGGAUGGCUAGCUAGUUGCUUUACUGAUGCAGACAGCCCUGGUGAUCUCAUUUCUGACGUUCAAAUUGAUAUAGAAGAACUUCUCAACAACGAACCAGAACCUGCAGUAAGCACAAAUCAAUGUCGUCCUGCUCGGACUCAAAGAAAUGUCUUCAGAGGUAGGAAAUCUUACAUCCAGACUCCUGCAAAUUCGGCUUCAACUGUUGCCUACCCCUUUGCCUUCAUCAAACCAUGUGCUGUUCGUGGAGAUGUCACUCUGAAGGACAUUAACCAGAGAAUACACGCUCCACCACCAUCAAAAUUAAAGCAAAGUUAUGACGACCCUGCUGCUUAUCCAACUUCGGCAUUUUCUGGGAAACUGGUGAUUGGCAGCACAAAAAUCCACACCGAAGGAGGAAAAGGCAGCAUUACAAUUAUGAGAACUAAAGGUUGAUGCCGUGAGGCGCUGGAAUCUCUCUGUUUUCGAGUGUUACAUAAACUUAACAGGCCAACCAUUGUAGAGUUAAUUUGAGGUUGUGCUAAACAAUGAGCCAGUGGACCAAUAUUUGCGAUUGGAAUGGGAAAGAAAUCGUAUCCUCUAUAUUCAUUACCAUGUAUACCGGAUAGCACUAUAAAAUCACUUUAAUUAUAGUAUGCAUCAUUCUUGGUUUGCUUGUUUCA